AUGUGGUUUUUGCACGGUGAUUUCCUUCGCAUGGUCAAUGAAAGUUGGAACAUGCUUGCUCAUGGGUCUCUUGAUUUUAUUUUUUCUUAUAAAUUGAAGAGGCUUAAAGGUCUGAUCAAAGAUUGGAAUCUUAUGGUUUUUGGUAAUAUUCAUUCCCGACUGAAGCAAGAUCAAUUGAGGUUUGAAGUUGCUGCUCUUCGUUCGGAUGAGGAUCCUAAUGAUAUUACUAAUCUUAACCUUAUGAAAGAUGCUAUGUCUAAGCUAAGUGAAACGCGUCUUCAGCAUAACACGAUGCUUAAACAAAAAGCUAGAAAUCAAUGGCUUGUGGAGGGUUCAAGCAAUUCUACUUUCUUUCAUAAUAACAUUCGUAUUCGAAGAAAUGCUAAUACUAUCUCUGAAUUGGUAGACGCUGCUGGUACUACUAUUUCAGACUAUGACCAAAUUCGUGAUCAUGUUGUGCAAUAUUAUGAAGAUAAGUUCAAUGGCCAGGAGUUGGACUAUGAUUUUACCUUAUUUGAUUAUGAACAUCCUAGUAUCUCGGAGGUGGAGAGUCUUGCCAUGGACAGAAUUCCUUCUCCGGAGGAAAUCAAACAAAUUGUUUUUGAUUUAGGGGCUGACAGUGCUCCAAGUCCAGAUGGUUUUUCGGGUUGUUUCUAUCGCCACUGCUGGGAUAUUAUUCAAGAAGACUUGAUUAAGGCUAUUAAUUUUUGUUGGGAGACUGGUCAUAUCCCUAAUGGAAUCAAUUCAAUCCUAAUCAUUUUGCUCCCCAAGGUGAGAGGUGCAAAUACUCUUCGUAAUUUUUGGCCUACUGGUCUUAGUAAUUUUUUCUUUAAAAUUUUUACUAAUAUUCUUGCUACUAGGCUAGGCAGUGUUUUGGAUAAUCUUGUUUCUGAGGAACAUGUUGCAUUUUUGAAAGGGCGUAAUAUCCAAGAAAAUAUUAGCUUCGCUUCUGAAAUGGUUAAUGAACUUCACCUUAAGCGCAAAGAUGGUAAUAUUGGUAUCAAGCUUGAUAUUUCUCAGGAUUUUGAUACGGUGAGUUGGGCUUUUGUUUUGGAUGUUUUUUGUAGAUAUGGUUUUUCUGAGAAGUGGUGCUCUUGGAUUUUUAAUAUCUUGAAUUCUGCUAGAAUCUUUAUUCUUUUGAAUGGCAGUCCGGAGGAUUAUUUGCGUCAAGGAGAUCCCCUUUCUCCUUUGAUUUUUGUCUUGAUUGAAGAUGUUUUUAGUAGAAAUAUUAUCAAUCUCUUUCAUGAUAAGAAGAUGUCUCAUAUGGUUACAAGAGGUGGUAUCUCUCCUACUCAUCGCUUCUUUGCUGAUGACAUUAUGAUUUUUUGUAAAGGAAAUUUGAAAAGUCUUCAUAACCUUGUAGAUUUAUUGGGAAAGUAUCAAAUUGCUUCUGGUCAAACGGUUUGUAGGCAAAAGAGCAAGAUUUAUUAUGGUGGUGGUUCUUUGAGUAGAAGUACUUACCUUGCUGAUUAUUUGGGGAUGAUCGUUGCCACUUUUACAGACAGAUAUUUGGGAGUUCAAAUUAUGCCAGGUACGAUAAGAUAUCGCCAUAUUUCUAAUGUAGUGGAAAAGAUAAAAUCCCAACUUGCUGGUUGGAAAGGUUUUUCUUUAUAUUUUCAUGAUCGAAUUGUGCUUGUUAAAUCUGGCAUUGCUAGUUGUUCUAUUCACAACAUGGAUAUUUACAAAUGGCCUAGCAAAUUUAUUUUGCAAUGUGAAAGAGCUAUAAGGAAUUUUAUUUGGACGGGUGAUUCUAAUGUUAGUCGUGCAGUGGUAGUAGCUUAUGACAAAGUUUGUUGUACUUUUAAGGAGGGGGGCCUUGCCUUAACUCGUAUAUCUACUAUGAAUGAUGCUCUUAUCAUGAAACUUUGGUGGAAUAUUCGUACUUCUAAGAGGAAAUGGGAUGGUUUUCUUCGUGCCAAAUUUUUUGGUAGGAAUGGUUGUAUCAAAGCUAAAGGGGUUAAGUUUUCUAUUCUUUAG
Papaver somniferum (opium poppy) is the source of this 1977-nucleotide messenger RNA. RefSeq lists its product as uncharacterized. The transcript has a single exon. NCBI's taxonomy places the organism in Eukaryota, Viridiplantae, Streptophyta, Magnoliopsida, Ranunculales, Papaveraceae. The record is from RefSeq and is a predicted model, not a curated record. Bases 1 to 1977 code for a protein of 658 amino acids.